GCUAACGAUAAUUAGCACACUGAGUCAAGUAGGUGCUGGAACACCGGGUCGUAGUCAUUUCCCUACAGCCGCUGCCGCUGCUCUGGUUUCUCUAAAUCAUAAACGACAAAUAAAAGCGGACACUGAAAGAAAAGCGUUGCUGUCGGAACCAAGCUCCAUAUCUGACCCUCGGACUAUCCGUGGCUUUCGUCCUUUUAUCGGCAGGAAAAUUUUGGUUGAUUCUCCUCAGUGUUUAUCCAGCCAUAUUGUGGAUCUUUAGCUCUCCGGGAAGGACAGUGGCAGAGGCAGAGCCUUCAGGGAUCAGACCUCCAGAGCUCCAUGAGCACAACGGGGCAGCAGCAAGGAGGGGGGCUGCGUUCUCGCCGGGACAAGGACGUGGGGCACGGCAUGGGCAUGGAGGCGGCGUGCUGGCUUUCUCCUGGUGUACUGCGAAGGCUCAUCGAACUUCCGUCUCCUCCUCUGUCUCAGCACCAGCUGAAGAGACUGGAGGAGCAUAGGUACAGCAGUGCUGGCCGCUCGCUACUGGAGCCUCUGAUGCAGCGGUACUGGGAAUGGUUGGUUGGACAGGUCCCUUCCUGGAUUGCCCCCAACCUCAUCACCAUCAUUGGCCUCGCCACCAAUGUCUUCACCACCCUGGUGCUUGUCUACUACUGCCCAACUGCCACUGAGCAGGCUCCUCUCUGGGCGUACCUAUUUUGUGCAGUGGGUCUUUUUAUCUACCAGUCAUUGGACGCCAUUGAUGGAAAACAGGCCAGACGCACCAAUAGUAGCUCUCCCCUGGGCGAGCUGUUUGACCACGGCUGUGACUCCCUCUCUACAGUGUUUGUCGUACUGGGAACCAGUAUAGCAGUGCAGCUGGGCACCAACCCAGACUGGAUGUUUUUCUGCUGCUUCGCUGGGAUGUUUAUGUUCUACUGCGCCCACUGGCAGACAUACGUGUCAGGAACGCUGCGCUUUGGCAUCAUUGAUGUGACUGAGGUGCAAAUCUUCAUUAUAAUCAUGUAUUUGCUGGCCGCCGUGGGAGGAUCUGCUUUUUGGCAGUCACUGAUUCCUGUCCUAAAUAUCCAGAUGAAAAUGAUUCCAGCCAUCUGCACUUUACUAGGAGCCGUCUUCUCCUGCACAAAUUACUUCAGAGUUAUUUUUACUGGAGGUGUUGGUAAAAAUGGAUCCACAAUAGCUGGAACCAGCGUCCUCUCUCCUGUCCUACAUAUUGGUUCAGUUAUAGUUCUGGCGAUGAUGAUAUACAAAAAGUCUGCAGUCCAGCUUUUCGAGAAACACCCAUGUCUCUAUAUCUUGGCAUUUGGCUUUGUGUCGGCCAAAAUCACAAACAAAUUAGUAGUAGCACAUAUGACAAAAAGUGAGAUGCAUCUCCAUGACUUAGCCUUUCUGGGGCCGGGAUUACUGUUUCUUGAUCAGUAUUUCAAUAGUUUUAUCGAUGAGUACCUGGUACUCUGGAUUGCACUGAUCAUUUCCUUCUUUGACCUGGUGCGCUACUGUGUCAGUGUUUGCAACCAGAUUGCCUGCCAUCUUCGCAUUUUUGUCUUCAAAAUCAAGCCUUGCUCGAUCCCCAGUUCAGCUAAUCACUGAGGGCACGCCGGCCAUUACUGACUCUGUUCCUUCCACUUAGUCACACUCAUCUUCUCCUCCCUCCGUUUUCCUCCUACAGAGGCAGGAGUCGACGUGGUUUAAAGUAUGUGCUUCUGCCAACUGAGUGUGAGGACAAAAUAAUAUAUGUUAAGAUACUGGAAUAUUACUGUCACUUGUUUCUUUUGCAGAAUUGAAUUUCUGGCAAAUUGAUGGUUACAGAGGGCAAAUGUUUCAGAAGAGUACAGGUGCUACUCGGUGUCCAAUGAAAGAAACUUACAUGUGUUUUAACUGUAUAAGUUCAACAAAUCAUUUAAGGAAUGAAUCAAGGUUUUUUGCUUUUCAUAAGGAUUUUUGUAAUAUCUGCCUAACUUUAACUUUUGCUAUUGUAAAUAGGAAAGCGUUACAGCGUCUGUGCUUCUCUUAAGUUAAAACUUCUGCUCCGACACAUUCUUCAUAUAAGAGUUUUGUUUUUUAAAGCGACUUCAUCUUCUGCACAUGAAUCAAAACUGUGCUGCUAUUUUGAAUCAGCAAAAUAUGUUUGUGGAGGAAACAGCAGCAGCUUUAUUCUAUAUCUUAGUAGUUUGGGUUUUUUUUGUACUGCAAAAAUAUUCACUGCCAGUCCUUUCUUAGUUAAACUUGACUUUUCUUGUUACUUUUAUACACUUUAAGGUUGGUUAUCUUUACAUUUAUGGUUUAAUUUUGGAGAGAGUGAGGUUACAAAAAUUAUUUUCACAAAGUUUGAAAACCAUGGGGGAGGUUUUUAUUUCUUCUGCUGAAAAAAAACAGUUGAGUUGAAGAUCUUUUUAGUGGCAUUUGUAGUUCUGGCAGAACGAAUGAGGGGCUUGACAGAAUAUUAGUGGCCUUUUAAUCUCAACAACAAACUAGUGCGAAUCAUUUUGGACAUUUUGAGCUGUUGAUAACCAAAUCAGAAAUGGAACAAAUCUUGUUUGGGUUUAGUUUACUGUCACUUUCCUCCCACAAAAAAAAAAAAUACCCAAGAAAAGACCAAAUCACACCUGCACGUGUCUCACUUUUAUCGCCUGCUCGAUGUUUGCACCUCUUGAGUUUGUAACGGUAUGUGUGGUACAUUAUAUUACUUUAAUGAAAAUGUAUCUAAUUUUCUAAGCUGCUUGCUCCUAUGUUUUACACUUUAUUCUUUAUAAUGUUUUUUUCUUAGAUUCAGAUGUAUAUGGGGAUUAAUACAUGAGUGUUUAUAGUAUAUAAUGCAAAUGGCUCAACUGUAACGCCACCAAGUUGUCUUUGUUUUGAAAAAAAUGACUCAUUUGUUCCUUUUUUUCUGUCUUUUCAUGGGAUUUAUGGAUAAGAAAUAAUCCGAGUCCUCCUGCGAUCAGUACGAUCUUACCGUUUCCCCUCUAAACACAUAUCUGCUGCAGCAGAACAGGUGCACAUGUGAAUGAGUGCGCAGGAGAUGAGGUGAAUUAACAGGCUCAUGUUUUUUUUUUUAUUGUAAUGACUGAUGAGAGUCUGAUUGGGUUUAAUAAAACCUAGUUUAUUCUGCGCGGAGCCGCUACUGCUGCGCGUUCACCUUAUACUGGCGAUGCGUUAAAGAUGGCUGCUUCUGGAGUGAGUCCACAGUGAUGAUCUGGAUUCAUGCAUAGAUCCUUGCUUAUGCAUUUUGUGCCUGUUAGUGUUUAAGUUUCUUUUCCAGAGUCUGUUUCUAUGCAUCUACAUCUGUAAUGCCAAGUCUUGAGUCAAAGUUUCGUUUCUCAAUUUCCUUUUUCUUUUUUUUCUUUUUUUUGGAUGGUGGUGGUAGUAAUCCAGAUAUCAGAAUAUAUCUUUGCAUGAUUGUUAAAGGCCUGGUUCACCCAGAUCACAUGUGGUUUGAAGAAAUAAUUGGUAAAACAUGAUUAUCUGAAAAGGAACAUGUAAAUUAAGAAGGAUGUUUAAUUGUUAGAUGGCUCCAAUCUCUGGUUGUUUGAAAACUUCAAAAAAUGCAGCUUAAAACUAAAGUUUUGGAAUUUAUUAGAAAAUUUUGUAGAGAAGUAAUUUUGGAACUAAGGAAAAUAAAGUUGUUUUUAAUAAAAUGAAAUCUUUUUGGAGUGUAAAUAAUAAUUAGAUUUGUGGAUGAUCCCAUUAGAACAAGAUUAAAAAUGAAUCAGAAGGGAAAUUACUUCAGUAGUCUGAAGUUUUAGCGCUAUACUUUCCAAAAACCUCCACUUUAUAAAUCAGCUGAUGAAAGAAAUGUUUUUAUAUCAAAAUCACUGUGACUGAAUAUUUAGCAAUUAUGAUUUUCAAAGCUUUGUUUGACUCCAAACUAAAUGUGGCUCCAUUUGAUAUUUCAGGAUGUUGGGAUAUCCAACACUUUGAACUUUAUUAAACUAACAAUCUGGAGGGAUUGGGGUGAUCUAGGUCAUCAAGACAAAGCUGAGGGCCCCACAUUGUGGCUUUGGUAUGAAAUACAAGAUGCAUUUAAGAGGUCUGUCAUUUUCAGUCCGUCUUCUGUUCUCAGUGUUCUAUGAGGAAUGAGCUGAUUCCUUAAUCUGCAUGUCGUAGUAUUCCACUGUACAGUUUGUAUUUGAAGAGGCUUUGUAUGACUUCUACCUGGAAACUCAGCUGAUCAACAUUUCCUAACGAGACUGUGAGGUCGACCGUCAUUGCUGCAGCUUGUAUGCUUAUAGUUCCUGACAUCAGGUCCACUCUCAUCUGUGAAGUAAAAAAAAAAAUGCCUUAAUGAACUCAUUUGUUUUCUAUUACUUUGUAUAAAGAAGCCUUUCUGGAUUGAGCGUGUUCACUGUGUGUCCGCGCUCCCAGAGGCUUGUGGGAAGGUUUGUCUUCUGUUGGCCAGAAUGCAAAGCUCAGGUAUUUCACCAGUGUGCACCACAGUGUGUUGGAUCACCUGACAAUCUCUGCUUCAUCUAACAAUGCAAAUAAAUUUCAUAUUCCCACCUGGAAA
Messenger RNA from Cyprinodon tularosa, 4501 nucleotides. It is a transcript of the gene cept1b, whose product is annotated as choline/ethanolamine phosphotransferase 1b. Gene Ontology annotation, molecular function: ethanolaminephosphotransferase activity; diacylglycerol cholinephosphotransferase activity. Lineage: Eukaryota; Metazoa; Chordata; Actinopteri; Cyprinodontiformes; Cyprinodontidae. Gene Ontology annotation, cellular component: endoplasmic reticulum membrane; Golgi apparatus. The transcript has 10 exons. Bases 319 to 1587 code for a protein of 422 amino acids. Gene Ontology annotation, biological process: phosphatidylethanolamine biosynthetic process. The record is from RefSeq and is a predicted model, not a curated record.